CAGGAGGCGCCUCGCCCUCCGCUUGCGACAGUUCCCUGUAGCUGCUGGCUCUUCCCUCUCGGCUGACAGUAGGGCUCCCCCGGGGGCGCUGUACAGCGAGGCUGGCUUUGGGCUCCGCAUGAUCUGCCGGCCCCUCUUCGCGUUGCUGGAGGCGGCCGUCCUGCUGCUGGGUGCGGGCACGGCGGCCGCCACUUCCCACGUCCUGCGUUAUUUCUUCACCGGCGUGUCAGAAUUGGGCCACGGCCUGCCCCGGUUUGUCAUUGUGGGCUACUUGGAUGAUCAGCAGUUUGUCCACUACGAUAGUGAUUCCCGGAGGGACUUGCCACGGGGUCCCUGGAUUCAAAAGGUGGAGGAAGACGAUGCCCAGUAUUGGGACUGGCAAACUCAACUUUCCCACAGCUGGGAGCUCUACUUCCAACUGAGCCUCUGGAACCGCUUCAACCACACUCCGGGGUUUCACACCUGGCAAUGGAUGCACGGUUGUGAGUUACAAGAAGACGGACGUAAAGAUGGCAAAUCUCAGUUUGGCUAUGAUGGGGCAGAUUUUCUCAGCCUGGACAAACAGACCCUCACCUGGACAGCAGCUGACUGGCGGGCCCAGGUCACCAAGCGGCGGUGGGAGGCCGAUCAGGUGUGGACCCAAGGCCGGAAGAAUUUCCUGGAAGGAGACUGCGUGGAGUGGCUACAGAAAUACCUGAAUUACGGCAAGGAGUCCCUUCUCAGAAAAGAACCUCCAGUGGUGACAGUCACCCAGAAAGGGAGCUACGACGGACUGGAGAUCCUCAUCUGCCGUCUGCACGGCUUCUACCCCAAAGAGGUUGACGUCACUUGGAGGAAAGGUGGGGAAAUCUUGGAGCAGGAGACCUUCCGAGGUGGGAUCACUCCCAAUUCAGACAGGACCUACCACACCUGGCUCAGCAUUGAGAUCGACCCCAAGGAGAGGAAGCACUACAAAUGUCACGUGGAGCAUGACGGUCUUCUGAAUCCCCAGGAUUUCACCUGGGAGAAGCCUGUUUCCUCUGCAACAGAGAUCCUCGUGGGCAGUGUCCUAGGUGCUCUGGCUGCUGCUGUCUUGCUGGUAAUUGGGAUCCUGUUCUACACCAAAAUACGGCGGAAGGGGUACCUAGUUGCAUCAAGGAACAGCCAAGAAUGUUCCUCUUCUGGCAAUGAUAUAGUGGAAUGACUUGUGAAUGGUUACCUGGAUUGGAAACUCAUCACCUGUGUGGAGGCCACAAUUGAAACCCAGGAAGAUUCUGGACUGGCUGGCUAGAUGUGGAUCUGUGCAUCUUCAUUUUCUUCCUUCUACUUCUGUGAUUCUGGCGAUCCCCUGGGGGGUAUUUCACUGAUGCUGGAUUAAAUUUCUGUCAGUUUUGGUUUUGAUGGCGUAAGAAUCAGCAUAAAAGUGUGAUAAAGGUUACAGCCUGGAUUAUCCUUGAUUUUUGAGAAUACCUACCAGUUUUCAAGCAACAUAUGUGAUCUUCUGUAAUCUUAUUCUGACCCAGAUCCCUGUGAUCACCUCAAGGUAAAACUUGGCUGUUAUUAGAAAUACGUCUCUCAGGUUUAGCACUGUUUUUCAGGUCAAUUCCUCUUCCAUUUUAACGAGUACUGCAUUGGAAAAUAAGAAUAUCAAAUUCAGGGGGAACUUGUAUGAAAAUUGUAUGGAAACUGUAUAUAAGAGUUGAGACUGCGGCAUGGGUUCUUUCCUUCCACCUCUGGUCCUUGAACAAAUAAUGUAAAAUAAAUGUGUGUGUAUGUGUGUGUGUGAGAGAGGGGGGGAUGUGGUGGGUUGCUAACCGGUUUACUAAUGGUUUGCUCAUGUUUGCGCCUGUGCUCAUGUCCGCGUGCAAUGCUUCUGCGCAUGCACAGUAGAUUCUGCACAUGCGCAGAAGCGUCCGGGCGGAUGGGUGUAGCCUCCCGCCACCCCCACUACCAGUUCGGUCGAACCGGACCGAACCGGGAGCUACCCACCUCUGGGGGGGAGGGAGAGAAAGGGGAGAGAGAGAAUUGGUCUAUUCUUAUACCUCAGUAUUUAAGAAAAAGAUGAAAGAAUUUUAGGUUCCUCUCUUACUUCAAGAUACGGUUUAGAUAGAAGUGAUCUAUUUAUUUCUUAAUAAAUCCAGUUUUUACUGCAAAAACAA
Thamnophis elegans (Western terrestrial garter snake) is the source of this 2138-nucleotide messenger RNA. RefSeq names its product class I histocompatibility antigen, F10 alpha chain-like. Lineage: Eukaryota; Metazoa; Chordata; Lepidosauria; Squamata; Natricidae. Bases 119 to 1183 code for a protein of 354 amino acids. The record is from RefSeq and is a predicted model, not a curated record. Gene Ontology annotation, cellular component: external side of plasma membrane. Gene Ontology annotation, biological process: immune response. The transcript has 8 exons.